ACGGAUGGAGGACUGCUUUGAAAGUGACCUUCGGGGUACCCGGGCGACACAUCACGCUGGUUGACAGCGCCAAGGGAGUCCCAACUACAACGCUGAAUCCGAGUUCCUACAGCUAUUUGGGGCUCGCAGAAUCCGAGAGUCCCUGUGCGUCUUUUGUGGAAGCCUCAAUCCGAACAUGUGGCAUCGCCUCCGCCAGCAGCCGUGCGGAAGUGGGCACGCACAAUCUCCAUGUGGAGGUCGAGGCCUUGGUGGCGUCCUACGUGGGCAUUGCAUGGUGUCUUUGGUGGGAUUUGCUACAAACGCAGAUAUAUUCCCUGUGCUGGUGGAUGCUCAAUGCCUGGUUAUCUCGGACGAGCUGAGCCACGCUUCUAUUCGGUUUGGCACCCGUCUGUCGGGAGGAACGCUUGCCACGUUCCAACAACGAUUUGAGAGACUUGGAGACGAAACUCUGCGAAGCGGCAUGCUCGCGUGUUCCGUGGAAGAAGGUUCCGGUCGUCGUCGAAGGGCUCUACUCCAUGGUAGGAACACUAUGCCAUCUGCCAGCUAGCUUGUCUGGCGCGCGCGGUAGUGAGGCUUGGUAAUGUGCUUGUUUUAGAUGAAGCUAUGAGUAGCAUCGACAACAGAACAGAAAACAAAUG
Messenger RNA from Aspergillus campestris IBT 28561, 638 nucleotides. RefSeq lists its product as uncharacterized. NCBI's taxonomy places the organism in Eukaryota, Fungi, Ascomycota, Eurotiomycetes, Eurotiales, Aspergillaceae. The coding region runs from base 176 to 547 and encodes 123 amino acids. The record is from RefSeq and is a predicted model, not a curated record. The transcript is spliced from 2 exons.